AGGGGGGGCGAGCUUUAGCGAGAGGCCGACGCGCAAGCCGGUCGGGGGCUCCAUCCGACAGUUCCGCGGGCGUGAUCGCUUCCGUGCCUUUGCGCUCAAGCUGGCAGAAAAAUGGGCGACAGCGCUGAUGUCUGGGUGGGAAGUGCUUACCUCUUUGUCCAGUCGACCUCUGAACAUGUUCUCCUGCCCUCGCUGUAUGGAAACCCAGAGCAGAAGCCUCGUGUAUUCAAAGCGCUCAAGCUGGCAUUCGCUGAUUCUACGGGUAGCCUCAGUGGGGUAGACAUGCUGAAAAUCCACUGCAGUGACCCCCACUUGAUUGUCCAACUCAAAUUCUGCAAGCAAGAGAACUGCCGCAAAUUUCUGCAAAGUUACCGGGAAGGAGUUCUCCGGGAGGCUCUUCAGAGACAUCUCAAAGUCUCCUUGGCCAUGCCGAGCUCAGUCCCCGUCCAGACGGAGCUGAAAACUGGUGCUGGAAAGUUGGACUCUAUGCUUCCGGAGGAGGAACAUUGCUUAGAGUGCAUCUACCGAGAAAAGCCUAACCGUCUCAGGGAUGAAGAAAUUACAGAGCUGGAGGAAUCCCUCAGGAACUUGAGUUGUUACCAGGAAAGCAGCAGGAACUCUGUGAGCCCAGCAGUGGAGAGUCCGUCUCUGAAUUCUUCACUUUCACCCUACAGUUCUGGGAAGAGUCUAAGCUCUCUGCCUCAAGGGGACACCUUCACCUUCCAGGGACAGCAGUUUGCCAACAGAAAAAUCACCUUAGACGACCAUCAGAAGUUUGCCAAGCUCGUAUCAAAGAAAUGGAAGCAAGUGGGCCGAUCUCUGCAGACAAACUGCCGAGCUCUUCGGGAUCCCAUCAUUGACAACUUAGCCAUGGAGUACGAGCGGGAAGGCCUUUACGAGCAGGCGUACCAGCUGCUCCGCAGGUUUAUUGACUCCGAGGGCAAGAGAGCCACCAUACAGAGACUGAUCGCAGCUCUGGAGGAGAACGGUCUCAUAAGCUUAGCUGAGGAACUGCUGGGCAUUCGCCCCAAUGAGACUGCCGUGUAGGAGAGGGCCGAAAGGACUCCUCGUUUGAAGCUACUUGCUACACAGGGCGAUGCCUUUGAACACUCGUGUGAGUUUAGAAGUCUCUUGACCGCACCUUAGUAAUUCAAUACCAGCCCAUCCGUGGUUAUCUGCCACUGGUGGCUGCCUGUCAAAAGAAGCCACUGCAAACACUGAUUUAGGCCUGAAGAUUGCCGCAUGCUUCAGUGCUGAAAUGUGGCUGUUUUUAAGAAACACUCCGUCUUCCAGUAGGAUCCUGCGGAAAAUGGUCCUAUCAGAUCUUCACUCUUUUGGAGUUCCUCAGAGCAGAGGAGCCAAAAAUAACCCUGAACCUCUAUGUAUAAGCAAGAACUGGUGGGUGCAAGGACACAGUCUAAGUCGAGUGACCAUAUCUUUAACUAAGGCUGGUUCUGCUUAAUGCGGUCCCGGUCGCACACACAUUUUCCCCAACAUAUUGACCGUAGCAUGAAGUAAUGAUUUAUAUGUGUGCAUUCAAAUGAGCCAUCAACAGGCCACCGAUGACUCUUACUGGAGUUGACUUGAGGAAGCACAACAUAUUCAUCUCCGCAUUUACCAACUGAUUGAAUUGAAUUCAUCAAAUUACGUUCCCUAAAACAGUCGACGGCUGAAUGUGUGAAACAACUCUAUUGGAUAGCCAUUGGAGGAUCCACUCACCUACGUGCCUUAAAACAAUUUGACCGCUGAAUGUGGCAACCGGCUCCCUUGGAAAAGUGUUGCAUUUCUGAUGCUAAGCAAGUUCCCUGCAUUUUUUAAAAUCCCGUGAUGACUCUUUCAUAUGUGCACCCCUCGUUGGAAAUGGAAAAAAAAUGCUUGCCUGGGGGCCUUUCAUGUGAACAGUCUACCAGCAUUUUGUACGACUUACAGAGCUACACAGGAGUGUCUUACUUACCUCUAGUAUAUAUCAUUUUUUGGCAUUUGGGAGUAAGCCAUGGACUUUUUCAGCACAGAGGACCAUUGAUAACUUGUCUCAUCCUCUUCUGCCUGGUUGCCCACGGGAGCACUCAGUUUCUUUGUUUCCCCUAUCAGCAUCCCCUCCCUGCGUCUGUAGCACAAGCAGGUAUUGACUUUCUUUCACGUCAGAAAAUGAAGCAAGUCAACCACAUGGCUGCGUAGAAGCUCUCCAAGUGUGCCAAUUCCAGCUUUCUCUUCUCAGCUGCUCUGUGCCUUAGAAUUGUUUUCAGGAUCCUGGAACAGCUUACUGUAGCUUUGCUUUCUAUUUGUUACAAAUUUGGGGGUUGUAAGGAAUCACUGAGGGUGGGUGGGAUAAUGGGGACCCCUCAAGCUUCCAAGAUUUUAAACUCUCGGGGGCUUGAACAAGCCGGUUCUCCCCUCACCCCUAGCUGUUCUCUGUAUUUAUCAGGAUGUUUCCCCAAUUCCCUUCAGGUCAGUAUCCAAAGUCGUCUUUUUUCACAUAGCACCCCACAGGUAGGAACCCUGAGCUUGUCUGUGGGUCGCUCAGAUUUGCUGCUGUUGUGACUGGCUUGAAGCUCUGCCGCGUAACUGUUAUAACCAAUAGAGAAGACGCCUCCCUUGUACUAUGGGUGGAUUCAUUCACCAUACAGCCCUUUUGUGGCUGUGUUCACAGCCCCUAGCACAAAGUGGCAAUAUAUGCACUGGGGUGAGACACAAUCCACUCCUUUAUUACCAAGUACACGAAGGGUAGGCAAAGAAUUGAACGAUGCACUUUGACACCUUUGGAGGGAGGUAUCCUGACUUUGAGAGUUUUGUGAAUUGCUGGUUUACAGGUUCACAGGCUUUUUGUCUGUGUUAAGUCCUCUGUAAUGCCUGUCGCCGCCAUCACCCAUUAUGAUUGUGGAAGGCUAGCUUAUGCAAAUGACGCCCGAAAUGAUAGAGCUGUCCAGGGGAUACUCUCACCGCUUCUGCUUGCAGGGGAGGGAAUAUUGUAUGGUGGUUGGGUCGCAAAUCAGCUCUUUGCUGGUUCAAAUCCCACUACUGUAACGAAUUCACCUGGUGGCCUUAGGUAAGCCACUGCUCUCAGUGCUCGCUCCCCAGCUAUAUUGUGGGGAUAAUAAUAACACUGACCAUGUACACUGCUCUGAGUGGGGCACUAAUCUGUCUUGAGAAGUGGUGUAUAAUGCAGUUAUUAUCUUCAUGCAGAAAAUUCCGUGCAUGUGAAAAAUUAGACAUCACAAAGGAAUAGAGGUCUUUAUUUGGCCAUUCCCUGAUAUGCUAGACUUCUGCAUGCAGGAUGUUCUUUCUCUUUCCAGCCAGAAAACAUUCCACUCUGCAUUUUCUCACUUCCACUCUUUAGGACAGCCCUUCUCUAGUUUUAUCCCUUGAUGGGGUGAGGUCCUCAGGCAGUGUGAAAUGUCUAUUUUGAAUAAAAACAUGCCCAUCCUGUAAUCAUGCCAGUGAUGUUAAAAAGGUAUUAAAGGACAGCCGAUGUGUAAGAACUGGACUGAAGUAUAAAAAACAUACGGGCCCUUCAGAAGAUGGAGUAAAUUGGCUGUACCACAGUAACCAGGCUUACUAUCAAUACUUCAGAAGUAGAUGGGUGUCUGCUGUUGAGGGAAUCGCUCCUCUGUUACUGCAUGAUCUUACAAAUGUUUGGUGGUGGAAAGUGCUAUCAAGUCAUAGAUGGCUCGCUCAGAAUUUAUUCCCACCACAUUCACUAGAGCUGAUUCCUUGCCUCUCAGCUUUUGGAAACUUGCUGAAGACUCAGUCUCUAUACAUGAGAUAACUUACACAAGGAUGCUCAGGUAAAGGGAGAUGCAAUGUUAACCAGGAAGCCGAGUUUUAAAAGGUCAAUUUCUCUACCGCUGGCUCAGAUUGCUUCUCAGAGGGUUUAUUUCCUCUUUGCCUCACAGAAGGGGAGGUAAAACUGACAGUUCUAGAGAAGUGAAAUUGACAAAACCUUCUGAUCUGCUUUUAAAACUCCGCUUCCCGGCUAACAUUGCGUCUUCCUUCACUUGAGCGUCCUUGUGUAAGAUAUCUUGUGUAGAGACUGUUAGUGUCAUGGCUAAGUAGAUAUUUGAACCCAGGCCUCCCACAGCCAAGCCUACUGUAUCCUCUGUUCCUCAAAGUGUGCCCACUGGCUCAAUAUUUAGGAAGUUAACUCAUGUUGAUGGGUUCCAUCCUGGAGAAAUUUCAGACUGGCAUUUCUUACUUGCACCUUAGAGCCAAGCUACAAGUGAUGCCUGACACAGAUUGGACACUUGUCAGCUUCCCUUAAGUUUUGAUGGGAAAUGUAGGCAUCCUGGUCUUGCAGCUUCGCUCUCCGACUGCAGUCCAGGGGACUUUUCAACUGUCACUUGUCCAACGUUCCGCCAAGCCGCCUACAUUUCCCAUCAAAACUUGAGGGAAGCUGACAAGCGUCCAACCUGUGUCAGGCGUCACUUGUAGCUUGGCUCUCAGACUCGGCACAAUUCUACUGAUAUCAGCAGUGACAGCACAGUGUUUCGAAGAGUAUUCUGAACAUUUGUCACAAGCCACUGGACAAAAGCCAUUUGAUGACAUGUAUUUUUGGAGAUUGGAAGCUUGAGAAAUGACAGUUCACACAGUGCAAUCUAGGUUGGAAGAAUUCUACGUAGGAUGGCAACGUCUGUGAUGGCAAUUUUUAUUUCGCUAGAACAAAAGAUGGAAUAGAUGGAUCUAUAUUGUCUCAGAGGCAUAGCUGAGUUGGUCUGCAGUGGAGGAGGAAGAUUCAAGUCCAGUAGCACUUAAAAACUCAACAAGAUUUGCAGGGUAUAAGCUUUUGAGAGUCAAGCUCUUUUCAUCAGAGAGGGAAGGCAGCUUGACUUGAAGAGAACUUGAGUCUUGAAUGCUUAUACCCUGGAAAUCUUACUGGUCUUUAAGGUGCUACUGGACUCAGAUCUUAUGGAUAUAUAUAAUCACUGUCACUUUUAAAGACUGGGUCCCUUUUUUUCAAAAGGGGCUGAGCAUGUAACAGAGUACUCAAAAAAGUACUGCGUAUGUUCUCCAAACAGGCAUCUGUUUGAUAAUUGCCAUUACUUUGGCAUUUGUGGUGCUCCUUUUCACCAUCUAGAAUCAUCAUUUCUGGGUGGUUUGUUUUAGAGCUCUGCCUAUGCAUUCUUGAGCGACAUACGGUUUAACUUCCAUCUGUGUAUUGUUGCUGUAUAAUGUUCAGCCAUCCUGAAAAGGGAACAUUCGCUCAGGCGGCAUUCAGUUGUCAUGACAAAACCAGGUUUUAUUGGUUGGCAGUGGCACCCAACUGGGGCGUGCCUGUUUUGCUUUUCAGACAGCCUUCUCCUGGUGCCUUGCUCUAGGCAUAGGAGGCCUACCCACUAGGUGGAUCUAGGCAAUUGCCUAGAGCUCCAGAGGCACCAAAUGUGGUUUGCUGGUGGCAAGUGCCAGCUCUGUGGGCAGUGCCACCACCUGGCUAGCCAACCUAGAUGCUUGAGGUUCCCCAAAACCCAUUAGUCCAACCUUGCUUAUAAUAUUUUCCAUAUGGCAACAUUUAGGUUGCGGGUUGUUUCUGUAGUAGGUUCAUUCUUCUUCGUGCAAAAGGUGUGUUCAUUUUCUGCAUUCAGACGAGGCUGGUUUGUGAACUGCACUUCGUGCAAGCUAUGGCUUAUUGUGAAAUAAGAAUUCACAGAUCAUGGUUUGUGAAAUGGUUUCGUCCCUUUCAGCUGCCUAUCCACAGAGGUGCAUGGUACAAAGGAUGUAUUCUCUGGUGGGAGCAGGAGGGAAGGCAAGAAUGAACAGAUUUAUUUAGAUUCCUUUGAUGGCCACGGCCAACGUCAUUGGAUAUUGAAACACUCAUGCUAUGGCAGUCAAGCUUAACUGGACUGGGUUGUUCACACAGCAGAAUCCAUUUAUGAAUUAUUCCUAUUCUGUGACGGUAACGUGAUACCCAAUAUGCCAUGGUUUCCCUUGUUUUCUGAAUGCUACCAUAAUAUCCAUAUCAAAAUUGUGAUUUCCUCUUAAAGUUUAUUUCAACCCUGGGUGUUUUUCACACCAAAUCCAAGAUUAUUUGGGAUGGGCACGAACCACAAAAAAACAACCAUGUGGUUCAUAGGUUUCCACGAACCAGGAACCACAAACUCCCAUGAACUGGGGCAAGUUCCCAAACCAGUUCACGGUUCGUGGGGUUUAAAUGCCCCUUUCCAAGGCUGCUUAGCAGCAGGGGAAAGGGUAUUUA
Molecule: messenger RNA, 6187 nt
Organism: Eublepharis macularius
Lineage: Eukaryota; Metazoa; Chordata; Lepidosauria; Squamata; Eublepharidae
Gene: TRADD
Product: TNFRSF1A associated via death domain
Exons: 5
Coding region: 112-1047 (311 amino acids)
Biological process (GO): positive regulation of canonical NF-kappaB signal transduction; extrinsic apoptotic signaling pathway
Cellular component (GO): tumor necrosis factor receptor superfamily complex
Molecular function (GO): transmembrane receptor protein tyrosine kinase adaptor activity
Source: RefSeq, a predicted model, not a curated record